Beta vulgaris subsp. vulgaris (sugar beet) is the source of this 720-nucleotide messenger RNA. RefSeq lists its product as uncharacterized. Bases 1 to 720 code for a protein of 239 amino acids. The transcript has a single exon. The record is from RefSeq and is a predicted model, not a curated record. NCBI's taxonomy places the organism in Eukaryota, Viridiplantae, Streptophyta, Magnoliopsida, Caryophyllales, Amaranthaceae.
AUGGACAAAUCAAACCCUUCCCAAGUUGAUGAGGCAACCCGAGAAUCAAGUAAGGACGAUCAAAUCAGGGAACUUCAUGAGAUGAAUGCUAAAUUAUUAGCAAUCUUGGAAACGCAGGGAGCUAACAAGCAUGAUGAAGAAGGAAAAAUUUAUAAACGACUGGCGGCACAUAAGCCGCGAAGCUAUGAUGGAGAGGCUGAUCCAGUCAAAUUUGAAGAUUGGGUAAGCUACAUGAGUAAGUUGCUGUAUGUAGUAAACUGUCCUGAAGGGAUGAAAGUGAGGCUGGCUUCCUUCUAUUUGAAGGGGCCGGCUGAUUUAUGGUGGCUCACCUUAAAAGAAAUUGCUAAGCAGCCUGAGUUUACAUGGGAAUGGUUUGUCGAAAAAUUAAGAGAGAAGUUCUUUCCUCCAGCCUUGAGGAGGAUGAAAGAGAGCGAGUUCUUGAGUUUGAGACAAGGAAAAAUGACCGUGCUAGAGUAUGCUGCAAAGUUCAUUGAGCUCUCUCGAUUCGCUAGUGAUAUUGUAAAAUGUGAAAGAUUGCAAGCCAUGCGGUUUUUCAAUGGUCUGAAUUUAAAAUAUCAAAAAAGGAUAGGUGUGUACACCUCAUUUGAAGACUUGUAUAAUCGUGCUCUUGAGCAUGAACGCAUAGAGAUGAAGGACGAGGAAUUCCGAAGGAAAAGAAAGGGAGACGGAAUGAGGGGAGUUGUUUCGAAAAAAACCUAA